Molecule: messenger RNA, 858 nt
Organism: Oncorhynchus gorbuscha (pink salmon)
Lineage: Eukaryota; Metazoa; Chordata; Actinopteri; Salmoniformes; Salmonidae
Product: FERM, ARHGEF and pleckstrin domain-containing protein 1-like
Exons: 4
Coding region: 478-807 (109 amino acids)
Cellular component (GO): cytoskeleton
Molecular function (GO): guanyl-nucleotide exchange factor activity
Source: RefSeq, a predicted model, not a curated record
CUGUGUUUUGUAUUUUACUCGUCUCUCUAGAUAAAGGUGGACUUCUUCUAUUCUACUCUACUGGUCCCAUAUGAUAUGGGUCUAUUAUAGUGGUUGACUUUGAACUGGCCCAACUAUGGUCAUGCUUAUGGGAAGCCACUAUGUGGUACUAUUGCUCCUACUCUAGAGGCCUGAUACAAAGGACACCAGCUGAGUUGUAAAGUGCAGUUACGACUGUAAUAAAGUCUGCGGAACGCAGUGUUUGUUUGCCGUCAGUCAGUCGAGCCGAGAUGGCGACCAGGAACAAUCUGCGUUUUAGAGCCGCGUCUCCUUUUCUGAAACUUUAAAAUGCUUCAAAUCAGCGCAGUUGGAUCGUAAAGGAAUGCACCUCGGUCAACACACGGUUGGAAAAUAUACACGUGGACAAAUCUCUCCCAACCGGAAGGAAAAAGGGUGUGUGAGGGUAGUAGAGAGGCUGAUUCUGCUGACUGAGGCACCAUGGUGGAGCCAGGGGACAGGGAGUUUGCUGGACAGAGGCUGGGGAUCCCAGAGAGUUUCGGGGUGUCUACCCUGGAACCAGGUCAGCGACCCCCAACCACGCCCCCAGGACGACAGGUCUCUAUCCGGGUACAGCUGCUGGACGACGUCACCGAGGUCUUCGACAUCUCACAACGAGCCCCAGCCAAGGCUCUGUUUGACCUGGUGUGUGUCCAUCUGAACCUGGCUGAAAGAGACUACUUUGGUCUCCAGUACCAGAACCCCAGGAGGAUGAUGGUCUGGUUGGACCUGCUGAAGCCCACCCUGAAACAGAUCAGACGUGAGUACUGAGAGGACCGCCCUGUAUAGUACUAGUGGAAUAUAGUACUGAGAGGACCGCCC